This is a messenger RNA of Botrytis deweyae, 2578 nucleotides long. RefSeq lists its product as uncharacterized. The transcript is spliced from 2 exons. Gene Ontology annotation, biological process: peptidyl-L-cysteine S-palmitoylation; protein targeting to membrane. The coding region runs from base 1198 to 1998 and encodes 266 amino acids. Gene Ontology annotation, cellular component: extrinsic component of endoplasmic reticulum membrane; endoplasmic reticulum palmitoyltransferase complex. Lineage: Eukaryota; Fungi; Ascomycota; Leotiomycetes; Helotiales; Sclerotiniaceae. The record is from RefSeq and is a predicted model, not a curated record.
AAUGGAAGAGAAGAGAUUUACUGAAAUAUCAGGCAUUUCAGGCAUUUCAUCACACAUAAUUCAACAAGCGAAUCAAAAACUUCAAUUCCUGCAGGACUCCUAUCUAACUGCAUCACAUUGCAUUAGUACGAAUCCCCUUACAAUUCCCCACGAAGAAUCCUUUCAAUUGAAGGGCAAAUAUUUCAAAAUUUCGAUAUCUAUUCGACUACAAAGUCGUCUAAAUAAAAAUCAAUCAUCAACAAUAAUAAUAAUCAUAAUAACAACAAUACGGAGAGAGGAAGGGGACAAGGUUGAGGAGAAGCAGGAGAAGAGGAAGAAAAGAGACUUGCGCUUAUCAAAAAUAGCGGCCAAUAAUCCGGCCGCAAAUUCCCAACGGCGUCACACACAUCAAUCCUACCGACCACCAUAUCUUCAUCCACCAUAGGAAUCACCAAUCGACCCAAUGCCCCUCCAUCAGCGAUUGGAAACGCGAGAAUUCCAUCCCCAAGUCAUCAACCUCCAUAUCCAUCACCAAGCCCUGUGCCAACCAAUCGCGAUCAACCACAAGUUCGAAUAAGUAGUCCAACGAGAUAUAGUUGGAGGAACGCUUUACAAGGUGUUGCGAAUCCUGGUACAACAGAAACUUUCCCAAAUCCCUUUAGACCUCGUGCUGGCUCAAGAAGUACGUCAAGGGGGAGACCGAGAAGACCAAGUACAUCUAGAUUGUGGAAUCCGACAAAUUCAACCCCGAGAGCAUAUCCUCAGACAUCGCCAAAAAGACAUCAAUCACCGCCGGAAGAACGUCCGGUUAUUGCGAUACCACUUCAACAUCCAGAUAUAUCAAAUUUACGGGAGGGAGCCAGUGCUGGAGGUAAUUAUCCAUUAUUAACGUUACCGGAACAGCGACAACAAAGACAUUCCGCAUCUACGAGAGCAAGUUUACAGGUUGAUAGGAGUGGAAGUUCAUUAAGUUCGCAUCGAAUAUCUUUACCAAGAACGGUUAGCAUAGACCUUGCGCGAAAUCGAAAAAGCGGUGAUUCUCCUCUUACACCUACUGCCGGACCAAAACUUGAUAAGGGCAAAGGAAAAGCGGUAGAAGAAGAGCCUGUUAUAACUGUUGCGACAACAUUGGAGAAGCUUACCGGAAGGGCUCCAGAAGGAAGACAACUUACUCCGACACCUGUCUCGGGCAUCUCUUUCGAUUUCAGUAAAGCAGCUAUGUCUGCGGACCUCGAGCGCGGUCCCAAUACCCUCAAUCCAUAUAAUCCAUCUGGCACAUCACCAAUACCACAUGCGAACGAUUCAAACAUUUCAUUACCAGGCGGUAUAGGUUCCGCAUUAUCCUCAAAUGGCACAUCGAUAGUUGGGGAAGAGCCAGGGGAGGGAGAUGAUGAUGCUUGGGGUCCCCAACAUCCAUGUUUUCCACAUAUGAAUAUGCAUGUUCCACUCUCAUCGCCUUUAUACAAUACAACACGCAUAAUACGCAUUCGUCGCGAUUGGAUGUUGGAAGGAGAUCUCGCGCCUACAUUUUCAAAUUUAUACCCAGAGAUUUUGGAUCCGGCUGGGGUUACGGAACAGGAUUUUAGAGGCUUGAUUGAGAGGAUUAAUAAUGAAUUGAUACCGGCUUUUAAUCCUUGGGGUGCGAGAAAUAUCUUCGAUGGGUUGAUGGGCUUGGUGACGGGUUGGGUAUGGGAUGAUUUGGGUUGGACGGGUGUGAAGUCUCGGUUGAAUCGUGUGGAAAUGUGGUUGGAAGAAUGGAAUAGAGAUAUGGAGUCGAGGGCAAAGGAACCGGGGACAGCUCCAAAAAUUGUGAGUUUGAGGAGAACGGGAUAUAUGAACCUUGAUAUCCAAGUCCCAGAUCCGGAAAUUUCAUAUCCCGCCACAAUACCCGAAUCUGAUCGUUUAGAUUCGGGCAUAUCGCAAAAUACACAUGUCACGGGAACUCCACCAGAACAUGAGUUACAAGCUACAAUACCCAGUAGGAGUCAGAAGAGUGACCAUAUGGAAACCGUUCCUUAGGUGGUAUUGAGCGAUGGGAGCUGUAACAUACAUAAGAAGAAGAAAAGGAAGCGGAGGAUUGAAGAUAGAGGACGAGGAGAGAAGCAAUUUAUACCCCCUUUUUCAUUUUUACACAGGCGUUUUAGGAGAAAGAGAACAAGAGGAUAUUUUGUAGAGGAGAUGGAAAGAAAGAAAAAGAGGAGGGGAAGAAAGGGAAGAAUAGUGAUUUGUUUGGAGUUAGCAUUGGACUUGGGAUUGAAACGCACAGUUGAGAAGACAGACGGGAGUUGCAUGCAUUUAUAUACUGAUUGAUUGCAAGAUCAAGGCUUGCGUCAGGGAAGUUUUGGUGAUGUUGUUAGGGAUUGCUGUAGGAUUGGAAGAUGGACAAGAGAAGAGAAGAGCAGAGAGAAAGCAAGUGUGAGGGAGACAGAAAAAGGAGUGAUGAAUAUCAUGUUAUGUUUGAUGAGGAUUGGUGAUGGACAAUAUGAUGGAGAAAGAAAGGGUAAGAGUAUGUUUAGUUGCAAGAGAGAAAGGAGACCCGAGGAUUAUUUAAUAGGUACUUGUACGUAGGUGCUGAUAAUGAUGAAUGAUUGAACUUGGG